AUGGGCGUACACCUCUACGACUCCAGUACAUACUCCACGGAGGAUGAGCUCACCCGACUCAGGCCUGCUCUCGCUGUCGCAAACGCCAAUAUCCCGUGCCUCGUCUGGGGAGAAGAUGCACUGGCUUUUGUUCAUUGUGUUCCGACCGUUCUGUUUCAGUUUCACCUUAUUGUCCCAGACGAUGCCCUCGAGGCUGCAUGCAGAGCUAUCAUGGAGAGCUUGCCAUACAAGAAGCUCGAUGCGCCACACCCCACCUGGCAAGAGUACGGCAUGGUGGACCCCAGUCGCCCGAGUUGCUACCCCUCAUCAAUCACCCUCGAGUGUACCGGGGACAUGGAGGAACUUGCUUCUUUAUCUGCGGAUACCUCUAUUGCGGUACAUCCUCAGUCAUUCUGGUCUGUCGACGUGCGUGAUACCAGCCGCUCGGUAUCGCUCGAGCCUGCACCUCCGCACGACGAACGCAUUCGCUUACCCACUAUUACGGCGUUCUUGGAUUCGAUCAUCACUACCAUUUUGGAACCACCUAAUGGGUCCCAACACCUUCAGUUCGGGAUCAAGAUGCGCUCUUGGAUGGGAUAUUUCCUAACCUACACUCCACAAUUCCGGGCGUACCCUCGCGUAUUGCCUGAUGGCUCUUUGGAGCCAGGACAUGCGUCUAUUCUGGACACGCUUUCCGAAGAGAACAAACCAUUCUUCGAAAACUUCAUUCGAGGAAAACAUGACGGUGAUUGGAUGUUCCAAGUCCGACGACGCCGAGACAUCUUAGAACGCAUGGGUCGGUUCGCGGAGGCUCGACGACCUAUGCCUGAGAGUGUAUUACCUCGCCUCCGGAAAAACAAGCCUUGCGGCACUACUCCUGCUACCCGGACGUGA
This is a messenger RNA of Postia placenta MAD-698-R-SB12, 873 nucleotides long. RefSeq lists its product as hypothetical. NCBI's taxonomy places the organism in Eukaryota, Fungi, Basidiomycota, Agaricomycetes, Polyporales, Adustoporiaceae. The coding region runs from base 1 to 873 and encodes 290 amino acids. The transcript is spliced from 3 exons. The record is from RefSeq and is a predicted model, not a curated record.